AUGCCUACUUAUGCUAAAUUUAUCAAGGAAAUUGUGACCAAGAAUAUGAAAGUUGGGAAGUAUGAGACAGUUGAUUGCUUUGCUCUGAGUAAGUUGCCACCAAAACAAAAAGAUCUGGGUAGCUUCAUCAUUCCAUAUUCUAUAGGAGACAUCUAUGUUGGGAUGACACUUUGUGAUAUUGGCUCGAGUGUGAACUUAAUGGCUAAGUUAAUAUUUUUUAAGCUUGAGAUGGGAAAUACAAGACUCACCUCCAUUAUUUUUUCAAUAGCUUAUCAUUCCCAUGUUCGUCCCAAAGAGAGAGUCGAAGAUGUCAUUAUGCGGAUGGAUAAAUUUGUGUUCCCAAUGGACUUCCAUAUACUUGAUUGCGAGGUUGAUAAUAAUGCACCUAUAAUUUUGGGGAGUCCUUUCCUUGCCACUGGUCGCAUCCUUAUUGAUUGUAAAAAAAGUGAACUCACCAUGAGAGUGGCUGACCAGUGUUUGACUGUGAAUGUCUUUCGUACACAAAAAUAUUUUGAUGACUCGGAAGAAUGCAAGAUCAUUUUUGAAGUGGAUUCAUUGAUAGAAGUGGAAGAUUAA
Hibiscus syriacus is the source of this 576-nucleotide messenger RNA. RefSeq lists its product as uncharacterized. Bases 1 to 576 code for a protein of 191 amino acids. NCBI's taxonomy places the organism in Eukaryota, Viridiplantae, Streptophyta, Magnoliopsida, Malvales, Malvaceae. The record is from RefSeq and is a predicted model, not a curated record. The transcript has a single exon.